Colletotrichum phormii is the source of this 1599-nucleotide messenger RNA. RefSeq names its product major facilitator superfamily transporter. The transcript is spliced from 5 exons. Lineage: Eukaryota; Fungi; Ascomycota; Sordariomycetes; Glomerellales; Glomerellaceae. The record is from RefSeq and is a predicted model, not a curated record. Bases 1 to 1599 code for a protein of 532 amino acids. Gene Ontology annotation, biological process: transmembrane transport. Gene Ontology annotation, molecular function: transmembrane transporter activity.
AUGUCGGAUGGUCACGCACCGGUAACCUGGUCUUCUCUACCACGAAAGGACCAGCUCUUCCUUUUGUUCAUGAUCCGCUUCAGUGAACCUGUCGUCAGGAUUUCCAUCGGAGCAUACAUCUACUACCAACUUCAAUCUCUUGAUGCGACAUUGUCUAGUGCUGAAGUAAUCACACAAUCCGCGUAUCUUCAGACAGCAUACACUAUUGCGCAAGCAAUUUCAUCUUUACUAUGGGGCGUGGUGUCGGAUUCUCCCCGAGGAGGAAGGAAGCUCGUUGUGCUAACGAGUUUAUCGGGAUCAUUUAUAAGCUGUUCGCUAUUUGGCUUCAUCACUAGCUUCAAGCAGGCCGUAUUGCUUCGUGUAUUUGAGGGAAUAACCAAUGGGAACGUUGCCAUGGUGAGGACAAUGGUCUCUGAAGUUGUUCAGGAGAAGCGUUUCCAAGCCAGGGCCUUUGCACUCUUACCAAUUGCCACUCGUAUGGCUAUAAUCAUCAGUCCGCUCGUGGCAGGUUGGACUGUUCAGCUAGAAACAACAGGCCAAGAUGAUAGUUUUGUAAGGAAACACCCAUAUGCUCUGCCGGCGUUGCUUAACGCUGGCUUCUUGCUUCUGCUAUUGCUUGCCGCAUUUCUAUUUCUCGAAGAGACAUCGAAAUCUCUAAGAGGUCGAUUCGAUCCUGGAAUUGCCAUCUCAAAGAAAAUUAUUUCUUUGUUCCGCUUGAACCCAUUCAAAAAGUCGGAAGACGCUCACUACUCACGCAUCAACUCAGAAGAAGAUGAUGGGGAAGAGAUGGGUUUCAUAAAGGAGGCUGAUGGGGACGAUCCGUCUGGCGCUUCCACGCCCCCUGACGUACCUAACGGACCGAGUGAAAAGAACUUGAGACUCCCAACGCGUCGCAUUUUCACAACUAACAUGCUGCUGGUCCUAAUGGCAACUCUCCUCUAUGAACUACAUCUGAACAGCGUCAGUGUUGCCAUGGCCAACAUGUUAGUUGAUCCUGUUUCUACCAAGGAAGCCGAACUAUCAAGGACUCUGCCGUUCCGUUUUGGGGGUGGCGCCGGCUUUAGGCCGAAGUCUCUUGCCUGGUACUCCACGGUGUUUGGGAUUGUCGGUAUUCCCAUGCAGAUCUUUGUUUACCCCUGGCUUAAUCAGCGCUUUGGCUGUUUAGGACUUUGGCAACUGUUCUACCUCGGGUUUCCCCUGCUUUACUUUGCAUAUCCUUAUGUUGCCAUCAUUCCAUCUUCUACUCCGCCACCGUCGGAAAAGACUGGCGUGGCGGUGUGGGCUUUCUUGGUGUUUAUCCAGACCUCAACAUCACUCAUUACGAGUGUGGUGACGCCCUCACAGCUCUUACUGGCAAAUUUCUCCUCGCCCCAUCCAUCGGCGUUGGGAAGAACCCAUAGCAUCACUUUCUUCACAUCGAUGGCGGUUCGAGCUGCUAGUUCAGCCUUGGCAGGAAAUUUGUACGCUUUUGGGUCGACGCACAACUUGACUGGAGUUAUAUUUUGGUCCAGUAGCGCUGUAUCACUUGUAGCUAUCGUUCUUACGCGAUUUGUAAGAGAAGGAAAUGGCCAUGAGAUCAAGCUCCCGGGAGAGGAGUAA